Molecule: messenger RNA, 4441 nt
Organism: Haliotis rubra (blacklip abalone)
Lineage: Eukaryota; Metazoa; Mollusca; Gastropoda; Lepetellida; Haliotidae
Product: influenza virus NS1A-binding protein homolog A-like
Exons: 12
Coding region: 140-2320 (726 amino acids)
Molecular function (GO): protein binding
Source: RefSeq, a predicted model, not a curated record
CAAGUGCUCCAACCAACCCUCGCUAGCCAAUACCAGUCAAGCUUUGCAGCAUGACGUCACCCUUCGCAUGUAUUUGGAGAACUGUGAGAGAAAAACGCUCGCCGUAGAAGACGUGAUGAACCAUCUUUUGUGACAGACAAUGGAAAUUAAUCAAACAAGAACUGAGACUGGCGACUUGAAAAUGUCGGCCAUUAGUAAUGGUUACCCAGGAGAUGAGGAGCAAGACGGGAUGGUCUUCGCCAACCCCUCCCACAAUGAUGACGUGUUGGUGUCGAUACAGACGCUGCGGAAGAGCCAGAAAUUCUGCGACGUCAAACUGGUUGUUGAUAACCAUGAGAUUUUUGCCCACCGAGCUGUCCUUGCAUCUAGCAGCGCCACCUUGUUCGAUCUGUUUUCCAAGGGAGACGACACCAUCCAGACAAGCAGCAUGGUGAAGCUGAAAGAUUUCAAAUUCAACGGAUUCAGCUACUUGUUAGACUAUAUGUACACAGGAAGACUGACAGUUCCAGCCGAGGAUGUUCGAGAAGUCUACGCGAUGGCUCGACGCUUGAAAAUCAUCAGCGCCGUGGAUGCCUGUGCCGACUACCUGUCAUCGACCUUGACCCCUGUCAACUGUCUAGACGUACGUAUGUAUGCCGAAGAUGAACAUUUCCGCAGCAGAAUCAACGCGUACAUCCAGGACAACAUCUGUGCCAUCACUAGCAACAAACGCUUCUUUGGGUUGCCAAGGAUACAGCUUGAGAUUAUUGGUACGGACGAAUCAUUCUUCACAUACUGCAAUGAGAAACAGUUGUUUGACCUUGCCCUUGACUGGGUCAAGGCAAGUGUGGAUGAAGUCAAACCGAAGUUUGAUCGCUUGAUAGAAAAGGUGAACGUUCUGUAUCUGUGUGCGGACAACGUCCUCCGAGACUGCAAGGACAUUGACGAUGAAAUUUUUCGUCAGGACAUGACAGUACAGGACUACAAGAAACUAAUGAGAAAACAGAGUGGUAUCGAUGAGUCCAGGAUUCAGUCCUCGUCAAAUGGGAAACAACAGCAACCCUUCCACAAGUUCAAUAUUGAACCCGAAAUGCCGAAAAAUCACCGCGAGUGGUCAGUGGUAGCUGGACACAUGACGAAAGAGCACACGUUCCUGUGUAUGGUGAUGUUGGGCAGCGAGAUGGUGACUCUCUCCAUCCACUUCCGCAUGCCACAGUCCAGUCCGUACAGCAGCAGCUCCGAGGGGCCUGACUCCCCCAUCCACAGCAAGAGCAGGACCAACUCCUUCGACCGCCUUGGACCCCAUGCUAUACUGGCCACCAUGAGCACCCCCAGGUGUGCCUUCGGGAUCCGGGCCGUCAAGGGGAAGAUCGUGGCAUGUGGAGGGUAUGAUCGGGGCGAAGUGAUGAAGUCAGCUGAGAUCUAUGACCCUGAGACCAAUGCCUGGAGAAAGCUGCCCCCCAUGAGACAAGCUCGGGGUAGAUUCACAGCUGCUCACCUUGACGGAAAACUGUACGCCAUUGGUGGAUCGGACGGACACAAUGAACUGUCAGCAGUCGAGUGCUUUGACCCAGAGACGGAGACGUGGAGCAAUGUGGCCAGUGUACACGAGGCUCGAGCUUCACCAGGGGUAGCUGUACUGAAGGGAAAGAUCUACUGCGUUGGCGGUAGCUUUGGACAAAAUAGCCUGCGCAACUGUGAGGUGUACGACCCUGCAACCAAUAUCUGGUCUCGUAUCGCAUCACUCAAUUCAGGGAGGUUCCAGGCCUGUGUCAGAGCCUUCAAGAACCGACUGUAUGCCGUGGGUGGCACUGAUGGCUGGAAUGUCUUUAACACGGUGGAGGUAUAUAACCCAGACAAGGAUGUGUGGGAAUACGGCCCUUCCCUCAACGUGGCAAGACGUGGUGCUGGCAUCGAGGCCUUUAAUGGGAAGCUGUACAUUGUCGGGGGCAGUGACGGAACACAGUCUCUGAAGACAACCGAGGCAUUUGAUCCUAGGGAACAACAGUGGACUUUCAACCCUGCCCUCAACACUCCCCGAGCUAACGUUGGUGCCGCAAUCAUUGACAACAGGUUGUUUGCUGUGGGAGGGUUCAGUGGCAAGCAUUUCCUUGACAACAUGGAAUACUUUGACGAAGAACACCAUGAGUGGAGCAUCUUCGAACCAUUCUCACAGUCACGGUCAAGGUCAAUGUCAAACGCAAGUGACAGUUCAGGCAACAGUCUGUGUAAUGGCAACAAUGGCACAAAUUGUGCAAUUGAGGACACUAAUGGCGCCAAUGGUGUGCCAAAGGGCUUUAAAGAGCAACCAUGUGGCCCAGCUACCGUCAAUGGUCAUUAGCUGUUGGCAAAGCCUCCCGGCUAAAGAUUGGGGGAGAAAAUGAAUAUUUUUGUGAACAUAUUUCAUAUCCUUGAAAUUUGUGGUAUAUUUUGUCAUUUCAGGUAUAUUUAUUCAAAUGCCUUUUUUUUAAGAAGCACUAAUGAAGUCAGUUAUGGAACCGUUAUUCAACCUAAAUGCGUAUUUGAAGACUUCAGAAGGUGUGAUAGAUAGGUUUAGGUUGGAAGGUUAUUUUCUAUGAACAAGUAGUACCCUGCCUAUACUACCCAAUGUGGGACCAUUUUCUGUUGUCGGCAGGAUUAACAUCCAUGUAACAAAUUUGGACAGUUUUCAGAUAAUUACAGGCACAUGUGGACAUUCUUCAGAUAGUGGCAGGCUUGGACAUUCUUCAGAUAGUGGCAGGCUUGGACAUUCUUCAGAUAGUGGCAGACUUGGACAUUCUUCAAAUAGAUCAAAUCUGCACAUUCUUCAGAUGGAGGAACGUAGUGUAUAUUAACUUGGGAAGUAACGAUGAUGAAAUCUCAUUCAGAAAGUAUUAUCAAGUGAGACAAUAUUUUUGUAAAAAUGGUUUUGAUGGAAAGUCAGUCAAGAGUCUGAUGGUCAAAAUUUAUUACACAUUGUAUGUAUGAGGUGGUACAGCAGUCACUUGUGUCUCACGUCCAAGCUAAGAUCCUGAGUUCAAAUCCCAUAAUUAAAGAUAUUUCUUGGUUUGUCUUCACCAUACCUGUGCUUGUGAGUUUCACCUUCUCUUCUGGCUUUCCUUUCACAUCAAGGAGACACACCAUGAUGUCAAUGUUCAAAGUGGUGUUAAAGUGGUAUUAAACUCACUCACUCACUCACUCACUCACUCACUCACUCACUCAGUACAGUGUAGUCCUAUUUCAGCUGGAGAAGCCAGCAAGACGCCAUAGUAAACCCUGCAGUGCCAACAUAACCACCAUUACGUUUCUAUCGGAAGAAUUAUGAUAGUUUAAACCAAGUUCCACCAAUAUGAUUAAGUGAAAUAUGUUGCAUAUCUUGUUGAAAAUACAUUGUCUGUAAUGAACACCAUGGGAUCUAUCAAAACUUUGAGCCUUUCAAUUGCAAAUAUGGGGAAAAUUUGUCAUAUUAAGACUUGGGUUAAUUUACUGAUCUUCUUUUUUGUAAUUUCAGAAUUUUCUUUCGAAAUUGGGAAUGUUUAUGGGAAAUUCUAAUUGUUAUUUGCCACAAAUUUAGGGAGGGUGAACAGCCCUAGAUAAAUUCUUGAAAACGGGACCCCAAAUACUAGAGUAAUUUCUAACUUCCUAAAUAUUAUGCUAGUAUCUGUUUGAUGCCGCUUGUCAUGAUCGGCUCCACUGGCUUAACCAGUUUCCACCAUUUCCAGAAAACUGUUUUGAUGUAAGCAUACUUGGUAAGCGACCACAGAUUAAAAUCAGCUUGAAUUUGUAUGAAAAACAUACAUGUAUAAUAUUCACUUUCUUGUCAAAUGUUUGGCAAAGUUGUAUGCAAAGUUUAGCAAAGGAAGGACUUUAGUGUUGUUUAAUGUCUAUCUUUUCUCACAAAUCAUGGCUUAGAAUUGUAACUGCUCAAAUAAAAUUAAGGUUAUUUUCAUAUUUAUCAAUUGAGAGCAUUUAUAUCUGUGUGGCAUAUGAUUUUCAUCAUUUAUAUGUAGAUUGCGUGUAAACGAACUCAUUUGUAAAUAUGUGUGCUGUGAAUCAAGUUAUUUUUCCUGAACAAAUGUCUGUUAAAGACAAGAUAUCCUUUGUGAAUUAAUCAUGAACUUCACAACUCAUGACCUUCAGUUAUCGGUUUUACCCGUUACCUUGUUACCUCAGUUGAUGCAGGCAAACAGAACUGGAAAGUCCUUCUUCGGGAAUGAACACCAUUGUUCUGCCUAGGUCAUAGAGCACAGGUGGUCUUGGUGGUGCAAGGGUCUGAUGAGUGUUGGUUCGAAUCUCAGAUUCACCCAUAUAAUGAGUCGUCGGUCACUCAAUUUACUAAAGUGGUGGACAUCUUCAAUUUGCAUUAUAAUCAUACCUGUGAGUUUUAACCAAACUGGCCCCGAUUUCUUGAAACAAACUUAAGUCUGAGUUUUGACUUAAGUUAGAGUUUUUACUCAAAUUUGAGAAAAAGCAUUUCCCAAAA